Agrilus planipennis (emerald ash borer) is the source of this 2551-nucleotide messenger RNA. RefSeq names its product cullin-1. Gene Ontology annotation, molecular function: ubiquitin protein ligase binding. Lineage: Eukaryota; Metazoa; Arthropoda; Insecta; Coleoptera; Buprestidae. The transcript is spliced from 12 exons. Gene Ontology annotation, biological process: protein ubiquitination; SCF-dependent proteasomal ubiquitin-dependent protein catabolic process. Gene Ontology annotation, cellular component: SCF ubiquitin ligase complex. The record is from RefSeq and is a predicted model, not a curated record. Bases 204 to 2537 code for a protein of 777 amino acids.
CAAACAUCUCAUUUGUCAGUUUUGUCGUUUUGUGAUAAGCCUUGCAAAUAAAGUAAAUUUAUUUUACAUUUAUUAAUUUUACAAGUUAAACUUUAAUAUUAGCAUUUAUUUUGUGCAUGUUCUGAAACUUUUUUGUUAUGUUCUAGUAUUUGGUGAUUAAGAAGACUGUGUAGUGUAUUAUACAUUCAUACAUAAUUAACAGAAUGUCUCACAAAAAUUCGUCUGGGAUUAGUCCGAUGGCUGGUGGUUUAAAACAAAUUGACUUAGAUCAAAUAUGGGGCGACCUAAAUGCUGGAAUAGAGCAUGUUUAUAUAAGACAAACUAUGACCAAACCGCGUUAUAUGCAACUUUAUACUCAUGUAUACAAUUAUUGUACAUCUGUUCAUCAACAACAAAGUAACGGAAGAAAUAAUGCAAACAUUAAUACUAAGAGUAAGAAAAAUCAAGUAUCUGGUGGUGCACAGUUAGUUGGACUAGAAUUAUAUCGAAGGUUAACUGAAUUUUUACGAAAUUACUUGAUAUCAUUACUGUCCGAAGGAAUGCAUUGCAUGGAUGAAGAUGUACUUAAGUUUUACACAAGACAGUGGGAAGAAUAUCAGUUUAGUAGUAAAGUACUAGAUGGAAUGUGUGCAUAUUUAAAUCGACAUUGGGUAAAAAGAGAAUGUGAAGAAGGUCGUAAAGGUAUAUAUGAAAUUUAUCAACUUGCCUUAGUUACCUGGCGAGAUCAUCUUUUUAAACAACUUAAUAAACAAGUAACAAAUGCGGUCCUUAAACUUAUUGAAAGAGAAAGAAAUGGUGAAACCAUUAACACAAGAUUAGUGUCUGGAGUGAUAAAUUGUUAUGUUGAAUUGGGAUUAAAUGAAGAAGAACCGGGACAAAGAGGACCAAAUCUCAGUGUUUAUGUAGAAAGUUUCGAAAAAGUUUUUCUUGAAGAUACUGAACGUUUUUAUACAAGAGAAAGUACCAACUUUUUGGCACAGAAUCCUGUAACAGAAUAUAUGAAAAAAGCUGAACAGCGGCUUUUGGAGGAGCAAAAACGUGUACAAACGUAUUUGCAUGAAACAACAAGUGAUCGACUAGCUAAGACAUGUGAACGCGUUCUUAUACAGAAACAUUUGGAACUGUUUCAUGCAGAGUUUCAGCAGUUGCUAGACUCUGAUAAAGAUACUGACCUCGGUCGCAUGUAUUCGUUAGUCGCGAGAAUAACCGACGGUCUUGGCGAAUUGCGCACACUUCUCGAACAGCACAUCUGUAAUCAGGGUCUUGCUGCAAUUGAAAAAUGUGGCGAAGCAGCACAUAAUGAUCCUAAAGUGUACGUGAACACAAUACUGGAGGUUCAUAAAAAGUAUAAUGCUUUAGUUUUGGUAGCAUUCAAUAACGACAGCGGUUUCGUAGCUGCUUUAGACAAAGCUUGUGGUCGUUUUAUAAAUGCAAAUGCAGUCACCAAAUUGGCCAACUCUAGUAGUAAAUCGCCUGAACUUCUGGCAAAAUAUUGCGAUUUGUUACUAAAGAAAUCCAGCAAAAACCCCGAAGAGGCUGAACUUGAAGACACUCUGAACCAAGUGAUGGUGGUUUUCAAAUACAUUGAGGAUAAAGAUGUCUUUCAGAAGUUCUACAGUAAGAUGCUUGCAAAACGUCUUGUACAACAUAUGUCUGCUAGUGAUGACGCGGAAGCUUCGAUGAUUUCGAAAUUAAAACAAGCCUGUGGUUUUGAAUAUACAUCAAAACUUCAGAGAAUGUUCCAGGAUAUCGGUGUUUCUAAAGAUUUGAAUGAACAGUUCCGAAAUCACCUUAAUAAUUCUGGCGAACUCCUAGAUAUAGAUUUCAGCAUACAGGUUCUUUCUUCAGGAUCGUGGCCAUUUCAACAGUCUUUCACUUUUGGUCUACCAAGCGAACUGGAACGCAGUGUUCAUAGAUUUACCAGUUUCUAUUCCAGUCAGCAUUCGGGUCGAAAAUUAAAUUGGCUGUAUAACAUGUCAAAAGGUGAACUGGUUACCAAUUGUUUUAAAAAUAGGUACACACUUCAAGCCAGCACUUUCCAAAUGGCAAUAUUGUUACAGUACAACGUUUCAGAGGCCUGGACAAUUUCUCAGUUGUCUGAAAACACCCAAAUAAAGACCGAUUUUCUUAUACAGGUCUUACAAAUUUUAUUAAAAGCUAAAUUAUUGGUCUGUGAUGAUGAUGAAAAUGAUCUAGCUCCAAGUUCAGUGGUGGCCUUGUUUACUAGCUAUAAAAAUAAAAAGCUCCGAGUGAAUAUAAAUAUUCCAAUGAAGACAGAACUAAAAUUGGAACAAGAAACCACCCACAAACAUAUCGAGGAAGAUAGAAAGCUACUGAUCCAGGCAGCUAUUGUUCGAAUUAUGAAAAUGCGAAAGGUUCUCAAGCACCAACAGCUCGUUGCAGAAGUACUGAAUCAAUUAUCGAUGCGAUUUAAGCCGAAAGUACAAAUUAUAAAGAAAUGUAUCGAUAUAUUGAUCGAAAAAGAGUAUUUAGAGAGGACAGAAGGUCAAAAGGACACAUACAGCUACCUUGCCUGAUUUGUGAUAGUACU